CCGAUGGAGCAUCCCUUCCAAAGGGUGAAAACCUGAGCUCUACAUACCAUCCUUCCCAAUUAGGUUGCUCGAUCAUCAAUUAAAACCUUCGGCAAUUUUUCACUCUAUAUACUGAAACCCUAAUCCCAAUUCCUCCCCAAAUUCCCAAAUCACCUCUACUGCAGGUCCUUUUUUAAGCUUGAUUUUAAAAAUUCAUCCACCAUGAGGCCCGUGCAGAAUUUCGAGCAGCACGCUCGCCACCUGAUCGAACCAGAACUCCCAAUUCAGGCGAGGCUACAAUUGGCGAUGGAGGUGCGGGACAGUCUAGAGAUAUGUCACACCGGGGAGUAUUUAAAUUUCUUGAAAUGCUAUUUUCGCGCGUUUUCAGUGAUUUUAUAUCAGAUAACCAAGCCCCAGUUCGUAGAUAAUUCCGAGCACAAGCUCCGUAACAUUAUAAUUGAAAUUCUCAAUCGUCUGCCCCACAGUGAGGUUCUCAGGCCCUUCGUGCAGGAGCUCCUGAAAGUUGCGAUGCAUGUACUGACGACCGAUAAUGAGGAAAAUGGUUUAAUUUGCAUUAGGAUUAUCUUUGACUUGCUUAGGAACUUUAGGCCCGCGUUAGAGAAUGAAGUUCAGCCCUUUUUGGAUUUUGUUUGCAAAAUUUACCAGAAUUUUCGGGCAACUGUUAGUUACUUUUUCGAGAGUGGGGCUUUGGUGGCUCCACCGCCAGUGCCAGCAUCUACCUCUGGGUCUGUUGGGUCCUCGUUCGGUGGUGAUGAUGUGAAGCCCAUGGAGGUAGAUCAAAUGGGUCUGCCAAGUAGUUCUGCUGGAGGGGCUGCAGUGCAGCUCAACCCAAGUAUAAGGUCAUUUAAGGUUGUUACAGAGAGCCCUCUGGUUGGUAUGUUUUUGUUUCAGUUGUAUGGCCGGCUUGUUCAGACUAAUAUCCCACAUCUGUUGCCAUUGAUGGUGGCUGCAAUUUCGGUCCAAGGUCCAGAGAAGGUCCCAGCUCAUCUAAAGACUCAUUUUAUUGAGCUGAAGGGUGCACAAGUUAAGACUGUUUCUUUCUUAACAUAUCUGCUGAAGAGCUUUGCUGAUUACAUCAAGCCACACGAAGAAAGCAUAUGCAAAAGCAUUAUUAAUCUGCUUGUGACAUGUUCUGACUUGGUUUCUAUUCGAAAGGAAUUAUUGGUAGCCUUAAAACAUGUUCUUGGGACAGAUUUCAGGCGGGGUUUAUUUCCUCUAAUUGAUACGCUCUUGGAUGAGAGGGUCCUUGUUGGAACUGGCCGGGCCUGCUUUGAGACAUUAAGGCCUUUAGCAUAUAGUCUUCUGGCAGAGAUUGUGCAUCAUGUCAGGGGAGAUCUUUCUUUGUCUCAGCUAUCACGGAUUAUUUACCUGUUCUCAAGCAACAUGCAUGAUGCUUCAUUGUCUCUCAGCAUUCAUACCACUUGUGCUCGGUUAAUGUUGAAUCUGGUGGAACCGAUUUUUGAGAAAGGCAUAGACCAGACAACGAUGGAUGAAGCACGAAUUUUAUUGGGCCGGAUUUUGGAUGCUUUUGUCGGUAAAUUUAAUACUUUUAAGCGCACCAUUCCUCAGCUACUGGAAGAGGCAGAUGAGGGAAAAAGCCGUUCUACCUUGAGGUCAAAACUUGAAAUUCCAGUACAGCAGGCAGUUCUUAAUGUAUCGGGCCCUGUGGAGAACUCCAAGGAAGUUAGUGAUUGCAAGCAUCUGAUAAAGACCUUAGUUAUGGGAAUGAAGACAAUUAUCUGGAGCAUCACACAUGCACAUAUACCCCGGUCACAGGUUUCACCAUCCACACAUGGGACCCCUCAGCAAGUUCUUGCUUCAGCAUCAUCAGGUUCUUCUAUGUCGCAAGCUUUUAAAGGGAUGAGGGAAGAUGAGGUCUGCAAAGCCUCUGGUGUUUUGAAGAGUGGUGUACAUUGCUUGGCAUUGUUUAAGGAUAAGGAUGAAGAGAGGGAUAUGAUUCAUCUUUUUUCUAAUAUUUUGGCCAUCAUGGAGCCUCGAGACUUAAUGGACAUGUUUUCUUUGUGCAUGCCCGAGCUUUUUGAGUGUAUGAUUUCCAACAAUCAGCUAGUCCACAUGUUUUCUGCUCUUUUGCAGGCCCCCAAAGUAUUUCGUCCGUUCGCAGAUGUUUUAGUUAAUUUUCUUGUGAACAGCAAACUUGAUGUUCUGAAGCAUCCAGAUUCACCUGCUGCAAAACUUGUCUUGCAUCUCUUCAGGUUUCUAUUUAGUGCCGUAGUGAAGGCUCCCUCUGAAUGUGAACGUAUUCUUCAACCUCAUGUGCCUGUUAUUAUGGAAACUUGCAUGAAAAAUGCUACCGAAAUUGAGAAACCAAUUGGUUAUUUGCAACUUCUCCAUACAAUGUUUCAUGCACUUGCUGGAGGUAAAUUUGAACUUCUACUGCGCGACUUGAUUCCCACACUGCAGCCAUGUUUGAAUAUUCUGGAGGCAAUGCUUGAGGGACCUACUGGUGAAGAAAUGCAGGAACUUCUGCUUGAGCUUUGCUUGACAUUGCCUGCGCGGUUAAGUUCAUUGUUACCUCACCUCCCACGUCUAAUGAAGCCUCUUGUUAUGUGUCUUAAAGGAAGUGAUGACCUUGUCAGUCUUGGUUUGAGGACACUUGAGUUUUGGAUUGAUAGCUUGAAUCCUGAUUUUCUGGAACCUAGUAUGGCAAAUGUCAUGUCUGAGGUGAUUUUGGCACUGUGGUCUCAUUUAAAGCCUGCACCCUAUCCUUGGGGAGGGAAAUCAUUGCAACUUCUAGGCAAAUUAGGUGGUCGAAACAGACGUUUUCUCAAAGAGCCUCUUGCACUCGAAUGCAAAGAAAAUCCUGAGCAUGGGCUUCGGUUAAUUCUCACAUUUGAGCCUUCCACACCAUUUUUAGUACCCCUAGAUCGCUGUAUUAAUCUUGCUGUGGCUGCUGUCAUGCACAGAAAGGGUUGCAUGGAAGCUUUUUACCGAAAACAAGCACUUAAAUUUCUUCGUGCAUGCUUAUCAUCCCAGCUCAAUUUGCCUGGACUUGUUACUGAUGACAGAUCAACAUCUAGACAGCUGUCUGCUUUUCUAGUAUCUUCUAUUGAUCCAUCAUGGAGAAGAUCGGAGACAUCUGAUAUAAAGGCUGAAUUAGGUGUCAAGACAAAGACCCAACUUAUGGCUGAAAAAUCUGUGUUCAAGAUUCUCUUGAUGACAAUAAUUGCUGCAAAUGUGGAACCUGAGUUGUGCGACUCCAAGGAUGAAUAUGUUGCCCAUGUUUGCCGCCAUUUUGCUAUGAUAUUUCACAUGGAGUGUCAAACUUCUCAUCCUUCAACUUCGGCCUCAUCACUUAGUGGUUCUGUUCUUUCAUCUAAUACCAAUAUGAGUUCAAAGUCAAGAAAUGUUACUUCACUGAAAGAGUUGGAUUCCUUAAUCUUUUUAGAUGCUUUGGUUGAAGUGAUGGCAGAUGAAAAUAGACUGCAUGCUAAAGCUGCUCUAAAUGCAUUGAAUGUUUUUGCUGAGACACUUUUGUUUCUUGCUCACUCUAAACAUUCUGAUAUGUUGAUGACAAGGGGUGGUCCUGGUACUCCAAUGAUUGUCUCCAGCCCCUCAAUGAGCCCUUUAUAUUCGCCUCCUCCAAGUGUGAGCGUUCCUGUAUUUGAACAACUUUUACCACGUCUUUUGCACUGUUGCUAUGGAAGUACUUGGCAAGCACAAAUGGGGGGAGUUCUGGGGCUCAGUGCUUUGAUUGGAAAGGUCACUGUUGAAAUAUUGUGUCUUUUUCAAGUAAGAAUUGUUCGUGGACUGGUUUAUGUUCUCAAAAGGCUUCCUAUAUAUGCUACUAAAGAACAGGAAGAGACAAGUCAGGUUCUCACUCAAGUUCUUCGCGUGGUUAAUAAUGUUGACGAAGGAAACAGUGAAGCACGUAGGCAAAGUUUUCAAGGAGUUGUGGAGUAUCUAGCAGUAGAAUUAUUUAAUGCCAACUCAUCGAUUAAUUUGAGGAAGAUUGUGCAGUCUUCUUUAGCUCUUUUGGCAAGUAGGACUGGGAGUGAGGUUUCUGAGUUGCUCGAACCCUUGUACCAACCUUUGCUACAGCCUCUUAUUAUGCGGCAAUUACGGUCUAAAACUGUUGAUCAACAGGUUGGGACUGUUACUGCUUUGAAUUUCUGCCUGGCAUUGAGGCCUCCUCUUCUUAAAUUAACUCCAGAGCUUAUUACCUUCUUUCAAGAAGCUCUGCAAAUAGCAGAGUCCGAUGAAACUGUGUGGGUUGUGAAAUUUAUGAAUCCAAGAGUUGCUACGUCUUUGAAUAAACUCCGCACGGCUUGCAUCGAACUAUUGUGCACUGCCAUGGCAUGGGCGGACUUCAAAACUCAAAAUCACUCGGAGUUACGGGCUAAAAUAAUUUCCAUGUUUUUCAAGUCCUUGACGAGCAGGACACCAGAAAUAGUAACUGUUGCUAAGGAUGGGCUACGCCAGGUUAUUCUACAGCAAAGGAUGCCAAAAGAACUUCUUCAGAGCAGUUUGAGGCCUAUAUUAGUCAACUUGGCGCACACCAAAAAUCUCAGCAUGCCUCUCUUGCAAGGUCUAGCUCGUUUGCUUGAACUUCUGUCCAACUGGUUCAAUGUUACUUUAGGCGGUAAAUUGCUAGAGCAUCUUAAGAAAUGGUUGGAUCCUGAGAAACUUGCUCAGAGCCAGAAGUCUUGGAAGGCUGGUGAGGAACCAAAAAUAGCAGCUGCUAUCAUCGAGCUUUUCCACCUGCUUCCUUCUGCAGCUGGGAAAUUUCUUGAUGAGCUUGUAACUUUGACUAUUGAUCUUGAAGCUACCCUUUCCCCUGGACAGUUUUAUAGUCAGAUCAACAGUCCAUAUCGCCUUCCACUUUCGAAAUUUCUUAAUCGCUAUCCCACAGCUGCUGUUGAUUAUUUCCUUGCUCGAUUGUCUCAACCCAAGUAUUUCAGGAGGUUUAUGUAUAUAGUACGGUCAGAUGCUGGCCAACCUUUGAGAGAGGAACUUGCAAAGACACCAGAAAAGAUAAUAGAAAGUGCUUUCCCUGAACAUUUGCAAAAAUCUGAUGCAUCAACUGCCCAGGCAUCUUUCAAUCAUUCUUCUAUAAUGAGUGAAGAAGGCCUUGUUACUCCUAAAAGCGAGAAUUCUAUUCAAUCGGUUCCAACUUCUGGUGCCACAUCGGAUGCUUAUUUCCAUGGUCUUGCUUUAGUAAAAACUCUGGUUAAGUUGAUGCCUGGUUGGUUGCACAGUAACCGUGUCGUUUUCGAUACCUUGGUUCUAUUAUGGAAGUCCCCAGCUAGAAUUUCCCGAUUGCAAAAUGAGCAGGGAUUGAACUUAACGCAAGUGAAAGAAAGCAAGUGGCUAAUCAAAUGUUACCUGAAUUACUUGAGACAUGAUAGAUCGGAGGUUAAUGUUUUAUUUGAAGUUCUUUCCAUCUUCCUGUUUCGAACUCGCAUAGAUUUCACUUUCUUAAAGGAGUUCUAUAUUAUUGAGGUUGCUGAGGGUUAUUCACCUAACAUGAAAAAAGAUUUACUUCUUCAUUUUCUCAACAUUUUUCAAUUAAAACAAUUAGGCCAUGAUCAUAUGGUAAUUGUAAUGCAAAUGCUCAUUCUACCAAUGUUAGCUCAUACUUUUCAAAAUGGCCAAACUUGGGAGGUCAUUGAUGCAGCUAUGAUCAAGAUAAUUGUUGACAAACUGCUUGACGCUCCAGAAGAGGUUUCUGCUGAUUAUGAUGAGCCCUUGAGGAUUGAGCUUCUGCAGCUUGCUACUCUGCUUCUCAAGCACCUUCAGAAUGACCUUGUUCUCCACAGGAAGGAACUAAUCAAAUUUGGUUGGAAUCAUCUCAAGCGUGAAGAUAGUGCUAGCAAGCAGUGGGCAUUUGUUAAUGUUUGCCACUUUUUGGAGGCCUACCAAGCCCCUGAGAAAAUUAUACUGCAGGUUUUUGUCGCACUAUUAAGGACUUGCCAACCAGAAAAUAAACUGUUGGUCAGACAAGCCCUUGACAUACUAAUGCCAGCACUUCCACGAAGAUUGCCUCUUGGUGAUUCCCGUAUGCCAAUAUGGAUACGUUACACGAAGAAAAUCCUGGUUGAGGAAGGUCACUCAGUUCCCAAUCUUAUCCACAUAUUCCAGCUCAUUGUCCGCCACUCAGAUCUCUUUUACAGCUGUAGAGCUCAAUUUGUCCCUCAGAUGGUAAAUGCUCUCAGUCGCCUUGGAUUACCAUAUAAUACUGCUGCAGAAAAUAGGCGUCUUGCUAUCGAACUUGCUGGGUUGGUUGUCAAUUGGGAAAAACAAAGGCAAAGUGACUUGAAGAAAGGGUCUAAUAAUGAUGGCAUGGGUCAUAAUACCGAUGUACUGAGUCAUGCUUCAGCUGGAGUGGAUCCACGGCCUUCCCUUGAUGGAUCUACACUUCCUGAAGAUUCAACUAAGCAAAUAAAGGUUGAACCUGGUCUGCAAUCCAUUUGUAUCACGUCUCCCGGUGGUGCCUCUUCGAUUCCUAACAUCGAAACCCCUGGAUCUGCUGGGCAGCCUGAUGAAGAGUUCAAACCUAAUGCAGCUAUGGAAGAGAUGAUAAUCAAUUUCCUCAUAAGAGUGGCCUUAGUGAUAGAGCCAAAAGAUAAGGAGGCAAGUCUUAUGUACAAACAAGCUCUGGAGCUUCUAUCACAAGCCUUGGAAGUGUGGCCUAAUGCUAAUGUUAAAUUCAGUUAUUUAGAAAAGCUGCUAAACAGUACUCCGUCAUCUCAGGCGAAGGAUCCAUCUACAGCCCUAGCCCAGGGUCUAGAUGUUAUGAACAGAGUCCUAGAGAAGCAACCUCAUUUGUUUGUUCGAAAUAAUAUCAACCAGAUUUCUCAAAUUCUAGAACCAUGUUUCAAGUUCAAGCUGCUAGAUACUGGAAACUUGUUGUGCUCACUAUUGAAAAUGGUUUCUGCUGCAUUUCCUCCAGAAGCAGUCAGCACGCCACAAGAAGUGAAGAUGCUGUAUCAAAAAGUUGAGGAGCUUGUGAAGAAGCACUGUUCUGCUGUUGCAGCUCCUCAGGCUUCUGGAGAAGAUAAUUCUGCUAGCAUGAUUAGCUUUGUGCUUUAUGUUGUUACAACCUUAGCAGAUGUGCACAGAAAAUUGAUUGAUCCUGUUAAUCUAGUUCAUGUCCUUCAACGCCUUGCACGAGAUCUUGGAUCAUCGAGUGGAUCUUAUGCAAAACAAGGUCUGAGAACAGAUGCAGAUUCUUCUGUCACUUCCUCUCGUCAAGGUGCUGAUGUCGGCGUUGUCAUUGCUAAUUUAAAAUCUGUCUUGAAACUGACCGGUGAGAGGGUCAUGAUUGUAUCAGAAUGCAAAAGAUCAGUGACGCAAAUUCUGACCUCCUUGCUCUUUGAGAAGGGCACUGAUCCUUCUGUACUUCUCUGCAUACUAGAUGUAAUAAAGGGUUGGGUUGACAAUGAAUUUAGUAAACCAGGAAUUCCCGUUGCAUCUAGUAGUUUUCUUACUCCUAAGGAAGUUGUUUCUUUACUCCAAAAGUUGUCACAAGUUGAUAAGCAUAACUUUUCUCCAAGCACCAUGGAAGAGUGGGACAGGAAAUAUCUCGAGCUUCUUUAUGGACUUUGUGCUGAUGCAAAUAAGUAUCCUCUUUCUCUACGUAAAGAAGUGUUUCAGAAUGUAGAGAGGAGGUUCUUGCUUGGAUUGCGUGCUAAGGAUCCUGAAAUUCGGAUGAAAUUCUUCUCGCUUUAUCACGAUUCCCUCGAGAAAACAUUAUUCACAAGACUGCAGUACAUUAUUGAAGUACAGGACUGGGAGGCUUUAAGUGAUGUAUUCUGGCUAAAGCAAGGCCUUGAUCUUCUUUUGGCUAUACUAGUUGAGGAUAAACCCAUUACUCUUGCUCCAAACUCUGCCAAAGUUCCACCUCUUCUUGUUACAGGUGCAAUUCCUGAUUCUACUGGCUUGCAGCCUAUGCCUAUGGACAUUCCUGAAGGUUCAGAUAUUGCUCAUCUUACACUUGAAAGCCUCGUCUUGAAGCAUGCACAGUUUCUUAGUGAAAUGAGCAAACUUCAGGUAUUGGACCUUAUCAUCCCACUUAGAGAGCUGGCACAUGCAGAUGCAAAUGUUGCGUAUCAUUUGUGGGUCUUGGUGUUUCCUAUUGUUUGGGUGACCUUGCACAAGGAUGAACAGGUAACACUAGCUAAGCCCAUGAUAGCCCUCUUGUCAAAGGACUAUCAUAAGAAGCAGCAAGCACAUAGGCCAAAUGUUGUGCAAGCUCUUUCGGAAGGACUUCAAUUAUGUCAUCCUCAGCCACGGAUGCCUAGUGAACUAAUCAAAUACAUUGGAAAGACUUAUAAUGCAUGGCACAUUGCAUUGACACUACUGGAAAGUCGUGUAAUGUUGUCCUUGAAUGACAUGAAGUGCUCUGAGUCUCUGGCAGAGCUUUAUCGAUUGCUUAACGAAGAAGAUAUGAGGUGUGGUUUAUGGAAGAAGAGAACAAUUACGGCAGAAACUAGGUCUGGACUGUCUCUAGUUCAGCAUGGUUAUUGGCAACAGGCACAAAGCCUUUUCUACCAUGGCAUGGUGAAAGCAACUCAAGGUACUUACAACAAUACUGUACCAAAAGCUGAGAUGUGUCUUUGGGAAGAACAGUGGCUCCAUUGUGCUACUCAACUGAGUCAGUGGGAAGCUUUGGUGGAGUUUGGCAAACAGAUUGAAAAUUAUGAGAUACUACUAGAUAGUCUGUGGAAACAGCCUGAUUGGGCAUAUCUGAAAGAUCAUGUUGUUUCAAAGGCUCAAGUAGAAGAAACUGCAAAGCUCUGUAUAAUCCAAGCAUAUUUUUAUCUUCAUGAGAAAAAUACAAAUGGAGUAGCAGAGGCUGAAAGCAUAGUGGGAAAAGGCGUUGAUCUAGCUUUGGAACACUGGUGGCAAUUGCCCGAAAUGUCCAUUAAUGCUAGAAUUCCCCUACUGCAGCAGUUUCAGCAACUAGUUGAAGUUCAAGAGUCAGCACGGAUUAUUGUGGAUAUUGCAAAUGGGAACAAACUUCCUGCUAAUUCUGUUGUUGGUGUUCAUGGGGGCUUGUAUGCAGAUCUCAAGGAUAUCCUCGAGACAUGGAGAUUGAGGACACCGAAUGAAUGGGACAAUACAUCUGUUUGGUAUGAUUUGCUUCAGUGGAGGAAUGAGAUGUAUAAUGUAGUUAUAGAUGCAUUUAAGGAUUUUGGUAAUACAAAUUCACAGUUGCAUCAUCUUGGAUUCCGUGACAAGGCAUGGAAUGUCAAUAAACUUGCUCACAUUGCCCGAAAGCAUGGCUUGGAUGAUGUUUGUGUGUCUAUACUGGAGAAAAUGUACGGCCACUCUACAAUGGAAGUUCAGGAAGCUUUUGUUAAAAUAAGAGAACAAGCGAAGGCGUACUUGGAAAUGAAAGGAGAGCUAAUCAGUGGUCUUAAUUUGAUUAAUAGUACUAACCUGGAACAUUUUCCUGUUAAAAACAAGGCUGAAAUUUUUCGCCUGAAGGGUGAUUUUCUGUUGAAGCUUAGUGACGGUGAAGGUGCAAAUCUUGCUUAUUCAAAUGCCAUCAGUCUCUUCAAGAACUUGCCUAAAGGAUGGAUCAGUUGGGGCAAUUAUUGUGACAUGGCUUACAGAGAAACCCAUGAGGAAAUUUGGUUAGAAUAUGCCGUAAGCUGCUUUCUUCAGGGGAUCAAAUUUGGUAUUCCAAAUUCCAGAAGCCACCUAGCUCGCGUUCUUUAUCUUCUUACCUUUGACACCCCUGGGGAACCUGUGGGAAGGGCAUUUGAUAAGUAUUUGGACCAAAUACCUCACUGGGUUUGGCUUUCUUGGAUUCCCCAGCUUUUAUUAUCCUUGCAAAGGACUGAAGCUACACAUUGCAAACUUGUUCUGCUCAAAGUUGCCACUGUAUAUCCUCAGGCAUUGUAUUACUGGCUUCGCACAUAUUUACUUGAGCGCCGUGAUGUGGCAAAUAAAUCUGAAUUUGGUAGAAUGGUAAUGGCUCAGCAAAGAAUGCAACAAAAUGUAUCAGGUGCUGGUACUCCUGGUUCUAUUAGCUUGGCCAGUGGAGGUGCAAGAGUGGCUGGUCUUGGGGCUUCAUUGACCUCUGACAAUCAACUUCAUCAGGAUACUCAAUCUGCUGGAGUUGGUGGAUCGCAUGACGGCAGUAGCUCUCAGGUACAAGAAUCUGGGAGAUCAGCUACUGCUGAAAGCAGCGUGCCUUCUGUCAAUGACCAAUCAUUACCUCAGGGUUCAUCUAACAAUGAUGGUGGCCAGAAUGCUUUAAGGCGUAAUAGUGCUCUGGGACUGGCUGCCUCUGCUGCCAGUGCUUUUGAUGCUGCAAAAGACGUAAUGGAGACUCUUAGAAGCAAACACACCAAUCUGGCUAGUGAACUAGAGAUUUUGCUGACGGAGAUUGGCUCAAGGUUUGUUACAUUGCCAGAGGAGAGGUUGCUGGCAGUAGUUAAUGCCCUGCUGCACCGAUGUUAUAAGUACCCAACUGCAACUACGGGAGAAGUUCCCCAGUCUCUCAAAAAGGAGCUUUCUGGGGUUUGCAGGGCUUGUUUUUCAGCUGAUGCUGUGAACAAGCAUGUUGAAUUUGUGGAAGAAUACAAGCCGAAUUUUGAACGUGAUCUUGAUCCAGAAAGUGCUGCCACAUUUCCAGGCACACUUGCGGAACUAACUGAACGGUUGAAGCACUGGAAAAAUAUUCUUCAGAGCAAUGUUGAGGAUCGGUUUCCAGCUGUUUUGAAACUAGAGGAGGAAAGUAGGGUGUUACGAGACUUCCACGUUGUUGAUGUGGAAGUUCCUGGACAGUAUUUUGUUGAUCAGGAAGUAGCACCCGAUCAUACAGUAAAGUUGGACAGGGUUGGAGCUGAUGUGCCAAUUGUGAGAAGGCAUGGAAGCAGUUUCCGGCGUCUGACUUUGAUUGGCUCUGAUGGCUCUGAGCGCCAUUUUAUAGUACAAACAUCUUUGACACCCAAUGCUAGAAGUGAUGAAAGAAUCCUGCAGCUCUUCCGUAUGAUGAACCGAAUGUUUGAUAAGCACAAUGAAUCAAGGCGCCGCCACAUCUACAUUCACACACCAAUCAUCAUACCAGUUUGGUCUCAGGUGCGAAUGGUUGAAGAUGAUCUGAUGUACGGCACCUUCCUUGAGGUAUAUGAGAACCAUUGUGCUAGAAAUGACCGAGAGGCAGACUUACCGAUAACGUAUUUCAAAGAGCAACUGAACCAAGCUAUAAGCGGUCAGAUAUCACCAGAAGCUGUGGUAGAUCUUCGCCUUCAAGCAUACAAUGAGAUAACCAAGGGUAUUGUGACAGACAACAUAUUCUCCCAGUACAUGUAUAAAACUCUAUUUAGUGGAAAUCACUUGUGGCUAUUUAAAAAGCAAUUUGCCAUUCAGUUGGCUCUUUCAAGCUUUAUGUCCUUCACGCUACAAAUUGGAGGAAGGUCCCCGAAUAAGAUUCUUUUUGCUAAAAACACGGGGAAAAUAUUCCAGACAGAUUUUCAUCCAGCAUAUGAUGCAAAUGGAAUGAUCGAGUUUACUGAACCAGUUCCUUUCCGCUUGACAAGGAAUCUGCAGACAUUUUUCUCUCAUUUUGGAGUGGAUGGCCUUAUCGUAUCAGCCAUGUGUGCAGCUGCUCAAGCUGUGGCUUCACAAAAACAAAAUCAGCACAUAUGGCAUCAUCUGGCCAUGUUUUUCCGGGAUGAGCUGAUAUCGUGGUCUUGGAGAAGACCACUCGGUAUGCCUCCUGCUUUAGUUGUUGGGAGUGGUGCUUUGAAUUCUGUGGACCUUAAACAGAAGAUCAUUACAAAUGUGGAGCAGGUGAUAGGGCGGAUCAAUGGAAUAGCACCGCAGUACAUCAUCGCUGAGGAGGAGGAAAAUGGCAUGGGUCUACCACAGUCUAUGCAGAAGGGUGUUACAGAAUUGGUUGAAGCUGCCCUCACUCCCAGAAAUUUGUGCAUGAUGGAUCCAACCUGGCACCCUUGGUUCUAAUUUAUAACAACAAUCCCUGUUUUGGGUUCUAACUUCUAACUGAUCUCGAGUUUUGUACAUCAUGAUGACUAACUUUUUGCUGUUACAUUUAGUUAGAGAUAAUUAAUAAAAUAUUUUUUAAGUCUUGA
This is a messenger RNA of Olea europaea var. sylvestris, 12065 nucleotides long. Its product is annotated as transformation/transcription domain-associated protein-like. Gene Ontology annotation, cellular component: NuA4 histone acetyltransferase complex; SAGA complex; nucleus. The transcript is spliced from 35 exons. Gene Ontology annotation, molecular function: transcription coregulator activity; protein binding. Gene Ontology annotation, biological process: DNA repair; regulation of DNA-templated transcription. NCBI's taxonomy places the organism in Eukaryota, Viridiplantae, Streptophyta, Magnoliopsida, Lamiales, Oleaceae. The coding region runs from base 202 to 11937 and encodes 3911 amino acids. The record is from RefSeq and is a predicted model, not a curated record.